GAGCGUUCUUGUGUUCUGAUGACAUCUUCCACUCUUCCUUUCUGCGGCGCACCCUUCUUUCUCCAUCCACUUGUGUACUUUCGACGUCGUCUUCCUCAGUAGCGCCCCCUUCUUUCUCCACCCGCCGUCGACGCAGCUGCCUUCCAGCCAUCUCCAUAUCCGUUUCGCCGUCCCCUUCCUCCUCAUCAGGUAAACCUAAUUCCCUUCCUCUCUCCCCAUCAAUUCGCCCCUAACCUAAUUCGUGCUGAUGAUCUCCCCCGAGGACCCGCGCAAGUGGCUCGUCAAGCGCGUCGUCGGGAUGCAUGGGGGCUCCGUCACCUACCUUGUCGACCCCGGCAACAACGACUCCUCCUCCAGAACCGUCGUGGUGAGUUGGUCACUACUGGGCUGGGCUUUUGGGUUCCUACUGCUUGUUAGGUGCUGCCUCCGUGAUCCGAUUUGUGCUCAACUGAUUGAUGCUGAGCAUUGUUGGUCUUAAUGGAGUUUCAGUAGUUGUUUUUAGCGACGGGCUUAGGGGGUGUUUGGGAACACAGUUUUUUACAGUAUUGGAACAAUACUGUGGUAUUUGAGAAUACCAUGGUAUAAUAUACAGAAAGGUGUUUGGAAAUGUAGGUAAAAUCUCUGUAUUUAAAACUAAAGUAUUAUCAAUACUGCAGCUGUUUCAAAGUAUUGUAAACUUUGCUCUCCACCAAAGUUUUCUUCUGUAAACAAGCUUGUGAGCGUGCGGUACCGGCGAUGGCGUGGGACCGAGCUGGGUUCUGCGGACACAAUGCCGAAAAGGCUGUCACUGGUGUACCUAUCGCUCGUUCCAAACUUCCAAUGCUGCACGGGGCUGUAUGAGUAUGACAGCUUGGGUGUACGUACGUGUACCCAAUGGUUCAGCUUUCAUAUGAUUUUAGCUUUAUUAGUUGCAAUAACCAACUACCGCUAGCUUUAGAUUGUAUGAUAUUUGUUAUCUAGAAGGAAGACUUCAAUUUAUGGAAUAACUCAACCAUGCGGCUGUUACUAACCUUAGGGAAUUUAGAAGAUAAUUCCAAUAGGGGAACAGAGAGCCUCACAUGGUAUAUACUUUGUUCCCAAACACCUCCAUGUAUUCAAAAUUGUGGUAUUCUAAAACUGUGGUAUUGAAAACUGAGAUCAUGUCAUGGCAUUUGUAUACUGUGGUAUUUGAAAUACCAUGGUUUUGAAAAACUGUGUUUCCAAACACCCCCUUAGUACUUGUCAGUACAUUUUACAUGCUUCGAAUUGAGAUGCAUAGGAAUUAGGAGACGUGCGUUUUUUAGUAAUUGGUACCUACUUGCGCCUGAGACUCUAGUCUAGGCACCAAAGUCAGGGAGGUGUUUCUCUGAGCUCUGCUUCAAAACUGUAUUAUCUGAUGUUUGUCUGAGCCACAAGUCAUGAAUUUUGCCUGUAGUCAAGGAUGGUGAAGGUCCAAUCAUGUGCAUAUCAUUGGUUUCCUCUUGUUAUGAUGACCAAACUUGUAUCUAAUAUAUUGAUUUGAAUAUGAUGACCUCUAUAUUGUAAGUUUCUGAAUUUUUGCAACACAGGUCAUGCAUUUUUCCUGUAGUCAAGGAUGGUGAAGGUCCAAUCAUGUGCAUAUCAUUGGUUUCCUCUUGUUAUGAUGAAGAGAUCUGGAUUCAAUACUUGAUUUUUCAUUUGUUUUUAAAUAUUUGUUAACUGUUAUGGUGUAUGUCAAUGGAAUUUGGGCAUUGGUUGCUUUGACUGUUUCUUGGAAUGCAGAUAAACUACGCCUAUGCUCGAGACAAUGAAACACUAUUUGAUAUUAUUAGUGUGAAGAUGAACCUCUCAAUUGACAAGCGAUGCAGGAUAAAUAAUUUGUCCACAAGCAUGAUUGCAUUAUCCUAGGUGCUUAUGAAAGUUUUUACCUUUUCUUCAAUAUGAAGUCUGAAUGUGUGGUGUGGCUUGUCUGAUCUAUCUAGCAGGUUUAGUGGUACUCGCAUCAGCUAAACCUUAAACUUGUUUUCUUCUUAAUGCCUCCGUGAUCGGUUUAAGUUCUUUCGUUGCGGAGAUGGCAGCGGCGGCGGGGCCGUACAAAGAGAUGCUGGAAGUGGUGAACGCGUGCGCGACCCGGAUCCGGUGGCGCCUCAGUCCAGCUUCCAAGCGCCGCCUCCUCAACGGUUGCGUCCUGUGGUACUGGUCGACUAUGGUGGCACAAUGCCUCAGCUACAAGAAAAUCUUUGUGGCCUGCUAUAUCUUGCCCGACAGUUCAAGCUCUACAAGGUUAGGUCUGUUCAGUUUGGCUAGAAAGGCAUCCCCUACCUGAACACCUACGACGACCGCACCAUCCGCUACCCCGACCCUCUCAUCAAGGCCAACGACACCAUCAAGAUCGAUCUGGAGACCAACAAGAUCAUGGACUUCAUCAAGUUGUAUUUGCCCUUUCAUGGACUUCAUCAAGUUAUAUACUUAGUUAGGCUCAAUGUUAGCACAAACAGUUGAUGAGCAAGUUUAAAUUUAGAGUACACUUAUGUAUGAGUUAUUUGACAAUGCUUAUUUAUGAGAUAUUGAAUAUUAUUUAUCUAUAUUA
Messenger RNA from Zea mays, 2548 nucleotides. RefSeq lists its product as uncharacterized. The record is from RefSeq and is a predicted model, not a curated record. Bases 2030 to 2284 code for a protein of 84 amino acids. The transcript is spliced from 4 exons. NCBI's taxonomy places the organism in Eukaryota, Viridiplantae, Streptophyta, Magnoliopsida, Poales, Poaceae.